Messenger RNA from Ostreobium quekettii, 1107 nucleotides. Lineage: Eukaryota; Viridiplantae; Chlorophyta; Ulvophyceae; Bryopsidales; Ostreobiaceae. The record is from the annotation of a GenBank genome assembly.
AUGGAUGCUGGCGCGUCCAGGGGGGCCGCCAUUCAGAGCAAGGCCGCCGCCGCUGACUUGGGCAUGCUGGAGUCGCCCGUGGCGCCUGGCGGGGGUCCCUGCGGCCGGUCGCCGCCCUGCGCGGUGGGCACGCCCGCGCGGUCGACGGGCGCGGGGCCCGUAGCAGCCGCCUGGGCCCCGCUAGGGCCGCCGGGCCCGCCGGCGGGAGGCUACCUCCCCGGCGGGCCGCUCGCCGGCUGCGGAUCGAUCGGCCGGCCUGCGGUGAGGGAGGGGCCGGGGCCGUGCCUUGCGCCCAGGCAGCCCGCGUCCGCCGGGCCUGUGGACAUGGGCCAGGCGCUGCGGUCGCUGCCCGCCGCGGCGGAUGGGGCAAAGCAGUUCCUGGGGCAGGGAGAGGUGCCCAACUUCGAGGCCCUGUACAGGAUUUACUACGCGCAGCAGGCUGCGGGGGGUUCCUACGGCCAGGCGCCCCAGCCUAGGGUGGCGCUGGGCGGCUCCAAAGAUGAGCUCGUGUACGUGAACGCGAAGCAGUACCGCUGCAUCCUGAGGCGUCGCCAGCAGCGCGCCAAGGCGGAGCAGGAGAACAGGCUGCUGAAGGCGCGCAAGCCCUACCUGCACGAGUCGCGGCACAACCAUGCGACCCGGCGCGUGCGUGGCGCCGGCGGCCGCUUCCUCAACGCCGAGGAGGCCCGGCGUGUCCUGGAGGAGCGCAAGGCCAGCGAGGGUGCCAAGCCGCCGCCGGGCCGUCCGGAGGACGACUCCGGGAGCCGCGAGACGGACGAGACGGAGGACGAGCCUCCGGCGGCCGACCGCGGUCCUCGACCACGAGAGGGCGCCGGGAGGCGUCGGAGAGACGGAAGCGCGGACUCGGAGGCGUCUUCGCUUCCGGAGCUGGAUUCGGAGGCGCCCGCCGGCCGGUGCGGUCGAGAAAAGGGCCCCACCGGCGAUUCGGGAGAAGAGGGAGGCGGAAAGGAGGACCCGAGUGAGAAGAAGACGGGGAACGAUGCGACGGAAACGGGCCGGGUCUGUGGCGAUGGAUCGGGCGGGAGCGACGGGGAGCGUGCCGCCAAGCGGCGCCGGGUAGAGGGCGGGACCCAUGGCCCGCCCUGA